Arachis duranensis is the source of this 717-nucleotide messenger RNA. RefSeq lists its product as uncharacterized. Bases 1 to 717 code for a protein of 238 amino acids. Lineage: Eukaryota; Viridiplantae; Streptophyta; Magnoliopsida; Fabales; Fabaceae. The transcript is spliced from 2 exons. The record is from RefSeq and is a predicted model, not a curated record.
AUGACUAAAUUGACAAGGAAAGAAGCGUCUUUUGUUUGGACGUCGGAGUGUGAAGAGAGUUUUCAGAAUUUGAAGCAGAAGUUAACUUCAGCACCUGUUUUAAUCUUACUGGAACCACAUGAACCAUUUGAAGUGUACUGUGAUACCUCCUUGAAGGGUUUGGAUUGCAUUUUGAUGCAACACCGGAAUGUGGUGGCUUAUGCAUCGCGUCAGCUGAGACCACAUGAGGCAAAUUACGGAACUCAUGACUUAGAAUUAGUAGCGAUUGUGUUUGCAUUGAAGAUUUGGAGACAUCACUUGUACGAAGUGAAUGUAGUAGCAGACGCAUUGAGUCGAAAAUCCUUAACAAUAUCUUGGAUGAAAAUCAAGGAAGAGGAGCUAGUGGAAAAGUUUGUGGAUCUUAAGUUGGAUAUUGGUGAAGUUGCCGGAAGAGCUUGCCUAAAUAAGUUACAGAUCUCAAGUGACUUUAAAUCCGAACUCCUAAAGGCUCAUCAAAACGAUGAUGUGUUACCUAAGGUGUUGCCAUCUAUCAAGCAAGGGAAGCAAUGGAGAGUGUCAUGGGAUCAAGAUGGAUUGUGGAGAUUCAAGGGUAGGAUCAUUGUGCCGGAUGUUAGAAAUUUGCGACAAGAUAUAUUGAAAGAAGCGCACAAGAGCGGAUUUUCUAUUCACCCUGGGAGUACUAAGAUGUACCACGAUCUGAAGGCUAUAUUCUGGUGA